This is a messenger RNA of Carica papaya (papaya), 324 nucleotides long. NCBI's taxonomy places the organism in Eukaryota, Viridiplantae, Streptophyta, Magnoliopsida, Brassicales, Caricaceae. The record is from RefSeq and is a predicted model, not a curated record.
GCAAAAAAAUUUGAAGGAAACAUGGCUUAUCCAAGAAUUCUCCCAUUUGUUUGCUUACUUCUCAUUUUCUGCAUGGGAUUACUAAAUCGCGGAUAUGCAAGUGAAGUCCAAUACUUAACUCGUUCAUCGUCACCCUCAAGUUCAACAAAUCCAAAAGAGGAAAUUAUCAACGCUGAUGUACUAUGUUGCAAUGACAAUCCUCAGUGGGGUAAAUGUUUACCGGGAGUUAAUGACACAGCUUGUAAUGCCUAUUGUUCACCAUGCUCAAAUCAUAAAGGAGGUCGUUGUAAACCUGAGACAAAGCAUUGUCAUUGUUUCUGUUAA